Messenger RNA from Monomorium pharaonis (pharaoh ant), 2003 nucleotides. RefSeq lists its product as uncharacterized. The record is from RefSeq and is a predicted model, not a curated record. The transcript is spliced from 2 exons. NCBI's taxonomy places the organism in Eukaryota, Metazoa, Arthropoda, Insecta, Hymenoptera, Formicidae. The coding region runs from base 635 to 1924 and encodes 429 amino acids.
ACUGACAUUAAAAAUAUAAUAUGCAAUUUAUUUUAUUGUUUUGUUUAUUGUAUUUAUUGUUUUAAAAUUUUACUUCAUUUUUUUAAAUUAAAAUUAUUCCGAUAAAAGAAUCUUACAUCUGGUUUUACUUUUAGUAUUAAUUUAUUUUAUUUAUUUUAUUCAAACCAAAAAUUUAUCUUAAUAAAAUGGAAUUAAUUUUAUACUACCAUAAAAUUGCGUAUAAUUUCAUAAUGCACACUCUUCUAACAGUAACUAGAAAUAUGUCUGAACAAAGCUCUACAAUUUUUUUUAAUUUUCUAUAACAAAAAAUUAUUACCGCAAUAUAAACACAAUUUUAGAAAUUAUUAAUUAUAAUAUCUUUUAAAACUUUCAUUAUUAAAUGGCUCGUGCUACAGCUUGUACUGUAUUCUAUAUCGUUAUAGUAGUAUAUAUACACCAUAAAGUAAACGGACUGACUUGUGUGCCGGUAUUAUCUACUGGACGAACUGUUUCGUGGCGCGAAUUGUUACCGACGUAACGCGUUUGCACAAAACGACAACACGUGAGGAAGACGUUCACGUUGUAACGUGUGUCAGAUCUCACGUGCAGAAAAAUAAUUGAGUAAAUCAGUGAAGUGAUUUAUAUAGUAUAAAUAAUGAGUGAGACGUAUAAGCGAAAGUAUUUGCCACUUUCCCGUCGUCGACUUUCUACAAAGAGAGGCUGGGUACAAAGGCGACGGUUAAUGAAGCAGUUGCAAACAAUUCUGGAAGAUGAUAAUAGUAUUGAAACAAACAAUACUAAAAAUCAAUCUCUUUAUUGUCAGGAGUCAAUAAAUCGAACUACUCCCGAUGUGAUAGAUUUGGAAAAUGCAACUGAUAAAAUAUUAAACGUAAGUACAAUCAAAGUAACAAUCAAAGAAAAUAAAUACGAAAAAGUCGACAAUAGCGAAAAUGACGACGUACUUGUUGUUGACAACACAGGUGUUCUGGACAUAGGUGCUAUCCAAGAGAACUUACCUGAAGGUCGUCGCAUUGUCGAUCUACGUUUCGUAUUGAGGGAAGUACGCAGGUCCUAUGUUGAACAUAAACGAGGAAUAGAUUGCUCGUUUAAUGAUUGGAUACCUGUGAAGUUCCAUUGCCGUGGGUUAUUGACACAAGUAUUUUACAAGUGUAAAAUGUGUCAUUAUGAAACUAGCAUUUGGUCAGAACCCACGGAAUCUGAUAAGCUAGAUAUUAAUACAGCUGCUGUAUCCGCAACGAUUACAGCUGGAAUUGGUUAUUCAACGCUGCACGAGAUGUGUGCAGGAAUGAAUAUUUCUUGCAUGUCUGAAGUCACUUAUAUUAAAUAUCGAGAAAAAGUUUUCGAAAAUUUUCAAGAAACUGCCUUGGAAAAUAUGAAAAAGGCAGGCGAGAUUGAAAAACAACUAGCGAUAGAGAAUAAUGAAGUAAUAGAUGGAAAGGGACUCAUAGCUGUUGUUGCGGAUGGCAGUUGGAAUAAGAGAUCGUACGGUAAAGGUUAUGAUUCCCUUUCCGGUGUGGGUACAAUACUUGGCUACCGAACACGGAAAGUUCUCUACAUGGGUGUUUUCAAUAAAUAUUGCUCGCAAUGUGACUAUGACGAGCGAAAUGGUUGUGAACCAAAAAUUCAUAAGUGCUUUAAAAAUUUUGAUCGCAAUAUAAGUUCCACACGUAUGGAAAGCGAUGCUAUUGCACAAGGUUUCAACUGUAGUAUUGAAAUGCAUGGAUUAGUUUACAAAACACUUAUCGCCGAUGGCGACAGUAGUGUAUAUAAAAGCAUUAGAGACAAUGAUCCAUAUCGCAAACUGAUGAUAACGGUUGAAAAAAUAGAAUGCAAUAAUCAUAUGUUUCGCAAUUUUGAUAAAAAGAUGGAUAUCGUAAGUGCAAUGACUCAAUCGAAAACGAAAAAAAAGACCUGGUUUUAUUGAGACAAGAAAGAUUGUUAAAAAAUAUAAGCAAAAAAUUCGAGAGGAGGUGAUGCAAGCAGCUUCGUUACAAAGAGAAAAA